Molecule: messenger RNA, 4371 nt
Organism: Rhopilema esculentum
Lineage: Eukaryota; Metazoa; Cnidaria; Scyphozoa; Rhizostomeae; Rhizostomatidae
Product: nuclear valosin-containing protein-like
Biological process (GO): ribosome biogenesis
Cellular component (GO): nucleus
Molecular function (GO): RNA binding; ATP hydrolysis activity; preribosome binding
Source: RefSeq, a predicted model, not a curated record
GUCUCAGAAAGAAUAAUCAAACUGAUUCAUAUCUAAGCAAUUUUAAAGCGAAAUCCACCUGUCUGUAUGAUAGCUAUUUUUGGGCUAAUGUAAACACGUUGUAGGCAGAUAAUAUGCGUUUGUUGACUGUGUGCUCCACAAAGGUGAUUAUUAAACUAGUAUUUCAAAUGGCCUGAUUAGGUUUAAGCAUGUUUUGGUACCUUUUUCUAUAAAUGUUUUAUAAAAAGGAGUUACGAUUAUAUUGAGGAACGUUUUAGUUCGGUAAACUGGACUAAAAUUUCACUCCGCUUAGUGGCUUUGAACCUUCAGUUCGUCUUCGUCAAAAAUAAUCACAAAAAUUGAACGAGACUGAAAUUGCAAAAGUCUGUGAAUGACAUAGCCAUUUCCGCGCUUGUGGUGUUUUCUGCGUAGACAGGGUUAUGAUGACAUAUAAUAAUCAGUCAGAAGUUCAGGCUGGCAAAAAUUAAAGACGAGCUGGCAUGUCUUUCAACCCGGCCCUGAUUCAGCCAUUUCAAUGCAAAAUAAUUUUGUUUUGUUGCUAUUCCCCGUUCUGGGAUGACGUCAUUGAUUUUGUAUCUCGCUAUCUGUGGACUUCGUAUUUUGUAUUUUGUAUUUCGUGAUUUUGUAUCUCGCUUCUCAAAAUGGACUUCGGAAUUGAAAUCUUAAUCUUUAAAUUAGUUUAUACUGAAAUAAUAAUGUCGUUUGGACCGUUCGGUCGCAAGCUACUUUGUUUUGAAUAUUGAGAUAUUUCUUUAGAUUUGACCAGAUUUCACUGCUGCAGUGAAGAAAAUUCACUACAGCAACAAAUUCCAUUGAGAUGUACAGGGAAAGCUGAAUCUUGAAAAUGGGUUAAUUCGCUGUCUGACAGCCGAAACAACUUCAACAUGAAGAUUCUAUGAUCCAUUUUUGCCAAAUGUGAAAAUAAAAAUUGCCCGGAUCAGAGAAAAGGGGACAAAUUAACAGCUCAGUUCACUUCAAUAUGUGGUAUUGUUAAUGUUUAAUAUGGUUUCGGUUAAGUUUACUUUCUGCUUUCUUAAAGUACAGUUAGCAUUAAUCGUAGGAACACUAUGAGUCCCCUUUAGCAAGUUUUUAAAGAUUAUUUGUUCGAUUCUCUUUAAGGCCAAACUAGAAUUUAAAACUUGAAAACAAUAGCAAUUAAUUAUCUGUGGUCCUGUAUACCGGGGCGAAAUAUACCGCAAAUAAACGCCGGGUGCUGUUUAUGCGAAGAAAGCAACCGAAGCACAGAACCUAUUUCUAUUCUGUGACCGAAGUGAAGGUGGGAACGAGGCCAGUUUUCAUCCGUGGAAGGCCUAAGGCCACGAGGUAUCGAAGUAUCCUGUGAUUGCUUAUUUUGGGAAGGAAUUCAACAGAUUUUUAGUUGCUUUAGGUGAAACUCAAUUGUUGAACUUCUAGGUUUUUAAUAUUUCCAAGAAAUUUGGCGAAGACAGGAAGAUUUUUUAAUAAGGAGAAGGAAUGAAGCUCUAGAACUAAAGUCGACUAUGCUACAGUAAAACAUCAUGAAUAGUGGAAAGAGGUAUUUCAAUGCACAAGGAAGCUUUUCAAGUAAACGAAAACCACAGCAACCUUAUAUGGUCGAUAAAAGACUGACACCAAGAGUAAAAGAGUUCAUUGAAAGCUAUACCCCAGACAGCCCACCUGAUGUGGAUGAAGUUGUUGACUAUCUACAAAUGACCUUUCAAGAAUAUGGCAGGAAGAAAAGAGGUGCUCUCAGACAGUCUGUGGUCAAAGUCCUUAGCUCAUCACCAGGUGUUCCAGACAAACGAAUCAAGAUUCAGAGUGGAGCUUUCAACCGGAGCAGUGAUGGCAGGUACAGCCAUGGAAAGCUUUCACCAAUAGAUUUGGUUAAUGAUGAAAGCGAAUCAAGUUCAAGUGAAGAUGUAGAAGAAAUCAUUGAAGCAAAGGAUACGAACAUGAUAAACAAUUCAAUGCAAAUGUUGUAUUCCAAAAACGUUAAAGACAGUCCAGUUGCAGCCCGACCUCAAUAUAAUGAUGAAGAAAUGACCCCAGCCAAGCACUUUGAUAUUCCAGUUGCCAUGUCUAUGUCGAAUACAAUGAGUGAAAAUCCAAGUGAGCCAAUUGACAGCAAGAAAAAGGUAAUCGAUCAGAUAAAAGCUGAUAAUGCAUCAACACCACUGCCGUCGCCGAGUCGAAACAAGGGUGGAAAAUCUGACACUGAGCGGACGAAGCAGUCCAGAAACAGAAAACGAGAAGAAACUGAAAUUAAGGCGAAAAAGCAUGCAAUCAACCCAACAGAAUCGAAAUUGAAACUCGCAGAUAUCGGAGGCUAUGAGAAUGCUCUUGAAGAGGUGAUGAAAUUGCUCUUUCAUCUCAAACAUCCUGAAGUGUUCCAGCGCCUUGGUGUAAAACCCCCUCGCGGAUUUUUGCUUCACGGGCCCCCUGGUUGCGGAAAAACACUAUUGGCAAAUGCUAUCGCUGGAGAGUUGCAGUUGCCCUAUUACAAACUGGCAGCAACGGAAAUCAUUUCUGGUGUGUCUGGAGAGUCAGAAGAAAAGCUUCGAGAGCUUUUUGCUGUAGCACAGUCAUCUUCGCCAAGUAUAAUAUUCCUCGACGAGGUUGAUGCAAUCGCCCCGAACAGAGAAAGCGCAUCGAAGGAGAUGGAGAGAAGAAUCGUAUCCCAGCUUCUUGUCUGCAUGGAUGAUCUUGAUCAGGCUGACAGCGAUGUUAUGCUAAUUGGAGCAACCAACAGACCGGAUUCUCUGGACCCUGCUUUAAGGCGAGCAGGACGUUUUGACAGGGAAAUAUGUCUGGGCAUCCCUGAUAAGGCUGCGCGGAAAAAGAUUUUGGAAGUUGUUUGCAACGGACUGCGGUUAUCGGCUUCCUUUGAUUACGAAAAUAUUGCUUCACUAACACCCGGCUUUGUUGGAGCAGAUCUCGUCUCGUUGACCAGGGAAGCAGCCAUGUUUGCUGUGCAAAGGAUUUUCGAGAAGAUAGAACGAAAAAUGACGUCAUCCAUUACAAACGCUGAUGCCUCGCAAACGGAAAGAGAACUUCCAAUUGACGAGGCUGCAACUUCAACGACUGAAGAGACGAGGAAACUGAACGCAUUAGCCUGGCUCAGGGGCGAUUCUACCAUAACAAUGGAGGAGCUGGAAAAUUUUUUCAUUGAAUCGCACGAUUUCAAGCGUGCUCUAGGCACUGUGCAACCAUCGGCGAAACGAGAGGGCUUUGCAACUGUCCCAGAUGUGACCUGGAAUGACAUUGGGGCUUUAGAAGACAUUAGAGAUGAAUUAACGCUGGCUAUUCUGGCACCUGUCAGGCAUUACGAUAAGUUUGCAUCGCUUGGUAUCGUGAGCCCUCCAGGCAUUCUUCUGGCAGGACCUCCAGGCUGUGGCAAGACUUUAUUAGCUAAGGCUAUAGCAAAUGAAGCUGGAAUUAACUUCAUUUCAGUCAAAGGACCAGAGUUGCUGAACAUGUACGUUGGAGAGAGUGAGCGAGCUGUGCGUCAAGUAUUCCAAAGGGCGCGAAACUCAGCACCUUGCGUAAUUUUCUUUGAUGAAAUCGAUGCGCUUUGUCCCAAAAGGUCAGGUACAAGCGAGUCUAGUGCGAGCUCAAGGGUUGUCAAUCAACUUCUCACUGAAAUGGACGGGCUUGUUGCAAGGAAGCAGGUAUUUCUAAUGGGAGCAACCAACAGGCCUGAUAUUAUCGAUCCUGCCAUUCUUCGCCCUGGUCGUCUUGAUAAAAUACUUUAUGUUGGUCUCCCAACUCCAGAGGAUCGUCUCAAGAUUUUGCACACAGUCACCAAAUUGGGCACCCAUCCAAAGUUAUCAGAGGAUGUUAAUCUGGAAAACAUUGCCCAUGAUCCUCGGGGUGAAAGAUACAGUGGAGCUGAUAUUGCAGCCUUGGUUCGAGAGGCAUCUGUCCAAGCUUUAAAGGAGCAUAUGAGAAAUGAAGAUUCGGUCAGAGAAAAUCCUGGACCCAUUGAAGUAAAUAAAUGUCAUUUUGAAGCUGCAUUCAAUAAACUACGGCCAUCCAUUACACUAGAGAGCCAAAGUUGGUAUCAGAAGUUAAAGGCAAAAUAUGGAGUGUGAUGUGCGACAUUAUUGGCGCAAAAUGUUUUGUUUCUUGCUGUUUUGUGGAUUUUUAAUGGACGGUCGAGUAAACUGAUACAACGAACAUCAGCUGUCUAUCAGUCAAACUGGUUUAGGAAAUUUUUAAACCUAAACGUGUUUAACAGACAUAGAGGAUAGCAAUGAAAAAUUUAUUAUUUGGUUAAAGAAUUUCGUAUGCUUCAGAAAUGAUUUUUUUGAUGGUAUACUUGUCUUUUUCUGAUUACCUUCACUAAUGAUGAAUUAUAUGUAAUUUGCGUUACUCAGAAAUUCUCGUAUUAUC